AUGAAAAAGAUAAUUAUUCAAAAAGAGUAUAAUAAAAAUGAAAAAGAAGAAUUCGAUAAUAAUUUUUCAGUUUUAAAACAAAAUAAAAUAUUAACAAAAAAUGAAAGCAACAAAAACAAAUUAUCGUGUAUAAGCUGUUUUUCUGGGUUGAAAUUUGGCCUAUUCUUAUAUACAUUCUUAUUGGCAACCUUUACCAUUGGUAUUAUUGGGGCAGUUGGUAUUUCAGAUCAUAAUGUAUUUGAAGAUAGAAACUUUGUUAAAUAUCCAUUAAUGGUUGGGCUUGGUUUUGGAUUGUUUUUUUUGUUUUUCUGUUUAUCAUUCAUUAGAAUUUUAUCUAGUCCAAUAACAACCUCAUUAAAGGAUUUUAGAAGAGGCACCAACCAGCCUCUAGAUGAGCAUAUUGAGGGAAUUAAACAAAGCUCGCUAGAAUUAUAUGCAAUGUGUGAAUGCUUUCAUACAACCAGUACCACUACAACCAAUAGUGAUGGCUCAACAUCCACAUUGACCUCAACAGUUGUAACAUACUCUGAAGAAAUUCAAAUACCCAUUGAGGAGUACAAAGAUUUAACAAAUCCUCUAACUAUUGAAAAUAUAAAUAAUAUUCUCGGUGAUUCAAGCGGCAGAAAGAGAAAAUAUUUAAAGGUUUCAUUCAUUCGUAAUUGGUACCCAACAGACCAAAUAUCACAAGAAGCUAUAAAGUCAUAUUUAGACCAUUUGACAAUUAAAAAUGAACACAGAGACAGCAGCUUUAGACUAGAGUUAGAACUAAGAUUUGUAGAUAAGAAAUUUAAAGAACACUUACUAUUCCCAAUUAAAUCAUUCAGCAACAAUAUAGAUAUUAUCGAAAAGGGACCAUCCUACGAGAGUGAACUCCAUGACUCACCCCCAUUUUUAUUCCGCUACGGAUACUAUAUAUUGUCAUUACCUUUAUUAAUGUUUUUACCAUACGAACUUUAUUUUAAUUCAAAAGUAUAUCGAUCAAAAUUUUCAUUUGUCAAAACGAUCAAAGUAUCUACUUUCUGUCAAGAAAACCACAAUGAAAUUAUUACAAUACCGCAAAUCAAUCAAUCAGAUCAUUACCAAACCCUAAAUGACUGUUAUAAUUUAAACGAAAACCAACCAUCCUCAUCAAUCUCGACACCAACCCAAAUACAACAACAACAAGAAAAAUCAAUUAUAAUAGAUAAAGACUAUGAAAGUCAGCAACAAGAAAAACAAGAAGAAAAAGACCCAAAAGAAAAAUCAAUUUAUAAUAUAGAUAAAUAA
Dictyostelium purpureum is the source of this 1266-nucleotide messenger RNA. RefSeq lists its product as uncharacterized. The record is from RefSeq and is a predicted model, not a curated record. The transcript has 2 exons. The coding region runs from base 1 to 1266 and encodes 421 amino acids. NCBI's taxonomy places the organism in Eukaryota, Evosea, Eumycetozoa, Dictyosteliales, Dictyosteliaceae.